CAGUUACGAACAAAAUGGAAAAUGAAGCGGAGAAACCGGUGUUUAAGAAAAAGAAUCUCUCCGAGGUAAACCCCAUCGUUGGGAAGAAACGGCAGUGGAAAUCGCUCAAACAAAUUCUUGCGCACGAGAAAACAUUACCCUGGAAAGAGUCGGAUGUGACUUAUUCAUCAGUAAACGCUCCUCCGUCGCUGAAGCCGGCAAAGAAAUACUCCGAUAUAUCCGGUCUCAUUGCACCGUACACCGAUCCUCAUACGAAAUUACGGUAUCACAAUGCUGAAGAGUAUCAAACGAUCCGUACGUUCCCGAUGGAUUUGACUGCCGGCUAUUUAGCGCUCAGAGGAGCUUCAAGUAUCGUGUGAGUAGACACGGGACAUUUUACGUUUCUCAUUCAAAAGAAGGAAGUACUUUUAAUCAUGUAAAACUAAUUGUUAGCUCCCUAAAGCAAAAUAUAGCACGUAACAAAUUUAU
Molecule: messenger RNA, 468 nt
Organism: Anopheles coustani
Lineage: Eukaryota; Metazoa; Arthropoda; Insecta; Diptera; Culicidae
Product: INO80 complex subunit C
Exons: 2
Coding region: 15-359 (114 amino acids)
Biological process (GO): chromatin remodeling
Cellular component (GO): Ino80 complex
Source: RefSeq, a predicted model, not a curated record